Molecule: messenger RNA, 2416 nt
Organism: Drosophila takahashii
Lineage: Eukaryota; Metazoa; Arthropoda; Insecta; Diptera; Drosophilidae
Product: ATPase family gene 2 protein homolog A
Cellular component (GO): cytoplasm
Molecular function (GO): ATP hydrolysis activity; ATP binding
Source: RefSeq, a predicted model, not a curated record
UGCGCCGGGCGAAGCAAUGCCGCCAAAGUCGAGCAGCAAGAAAAACCAGGCCAGUUGGUUCCACUGCGAGUCCUGCGGCGUCCACAUUCCCUCCAAGGCGCGGGAUAACCACGAGGCAGCCUGCUCCGCCCUCAGCCAGGACGAUGGGGGCGGCGAUUCCCAGGCGGAAUACGUGCGCAGUGGGGCGAUCUUCACGAGAAGCCUCCAGCAGCGGAAUUUCGAGGUGGAAUCCCUGAAGGAUCUGCCUGCCAAGUAUGCCAACAUGCUGAUCUUCGUCUCCGAAGGAGCCAUGCACCUGGCCCAGCUGCACAUUGGUCAGCAUGUGGUGCUUGAGGCUCCUGCGACGGCGGAGCAGCCGCUGGUGAGGAUUGUAUGGCCCAUUUCGGAGCAAUUCCUCACCACGGUUUUUGUGAGCGAAGCAGACUUCAAGCUCCAUUGCACGCAGCUGCGGGGAAAGUUCCUUAAGAUCUCUGCCUUGGAUCCCAGUUGCCUCACUGCCGCCUCCAGCAUUUCUCUAAGGCAUCUGAACAGCACAGAGAUUCCCCUAAAAACCGGACAACUCCAGGAUGCCAUUGCCCUGCUCAAAAGAGACAUGGUCAAUAGAGUUUACAGCAAGGACAGCCAAAUCCACAUGAAUUUCUUCAACAAAUCGCUGACUUUUCGCCUGGAGCGCUGGCAGGGCACCGUUGAAGAUGCUCUGGCCAAUCUCAGUCUGGAUUCCAAGCCCUUGCAGUUUGUGCAGGUCACCAAUGUAACAAAACUCCAGUUGAUAGGGGAAUCUAACGAGCAGCAGCAGGAGGAGCAGAAGAUUAGCCACCGGAUAACCAAAUCGCAGAUAGGAGGACUGGAUAGGCAACUAGAGCUGGUCGAGGAGAGCAUGGAGUACGCCUUGGGCUUCCGGGCGUUGCCUGCAGGCCUCCGUGUAUCCCGCGGAUUGCUUCUUUACGGCGCCACCGGCUGCGGCAAAUCCAUGAUUUUGGAAGCCAUGUCCGCGGUGGCCGAGGAGCGAAGCCAAGGAAAUGUCCAACUGAUCCGCAUCAACAGUGGCGAAGUGUACAGCAAAUUCCUGGGCGAAACGGAACAGAAACUGGCGGCCAUUUUCGAGCGUGCCUACAAUCACUAUCCGCAUCCAACUCUGCUGCUAAUCGAGGACGUGCACAACUUGUGUCCUAAGCAGGAGAACAGCGAUCUCGUCAAGCGCGUCUCGUUGGCCUUUCUCUCACUGCUGGAUCAACUGAGUACGCCCAGCCAACUAAAGGGAAGCAGGACCUUCCUGCUGGCUACGAGUUCACAGAUUGAAGCUCUACAUCCAAGCAUUCGGAGAGCCGGUCGAUUGGACAGUGAACUCGAAUUGGGUGCUCCCAGUUCGCAGUCGAGGAGGGACAUUAUCAGCUGCCUGCUGCAGUCGAUGGAGCAUCAGUUGAGUGAGGAGGAAAUCGAGCAAGUGGCUUCUAUUACCCAUGGUUACGUGGGCGCAGAUCUAGCGAAUCUUGUUUAUGCUGCCAUGCUACAGGCGCAGCCGAAUCCCCUGAAGCUUCUGCACCUCCAGUCUGCUCUGACUCGCAUUAAACCCUCGGCCAUGCGAGAAGUUCUCAUCGAGUGUCCCAAUGUUCAGUGGUCCGACAUUGGCGGUCAAUCCGAGCUGCGAUUGGCCAUGCAGCAGGCCAUCGAGUGGCCGCUGCUGCAUGCGGAGAAGUUCCAGCGGCUGGGCAUCAAGCCACCGCGGGGAAUCCUCAUGUUCGGGCCGCCGGGCUGCUCUAAAACUAUGAUUGCCAAGGCCCUGGCCACCGAGAGCAAGCUGAACUUCCUGUCCAUCAAGGGACCCGAGCUCUUCUCCAUGUGGGUCGGUGAAUCGGAGCGAGCGGUGCGCGAGGUGUUCCGAAAGGCACGCCAGGUGGCCCCCGCCAUUGUUUUCUUCGACGAAAUCGAUGCCAUCGGCGGUGAGCGAGCCGAGGGCGAUGGUUCCGGCUCGGGUUCCUCUGUGAAAGAGCGCGUUCUCACGCAACUGCUCACCGAACUGGACGGCGUGGAGGCCCUGCAAAACGUGACCAUUGUGGCGGCCACCAAUCGUCCGGAUAUGAUUGACAAGGCGCUGCUCCGUCCGGGUAGAAUCGAUCGAAUUCUCUAUGUGGGCUUGCCACAGAGUGUAGCACGAAGGGAAAUCUUAAAGAUCAAAAUGCGAGCCAUGCCAAUAGCAGAGGAAGUGGACUUGGAGAAGCUGGUGCAGCUGACCGAGGGAUAUUCCGGAGCAGAGAUCCAAGCCGUUUGCCAUGAGGCUGCUCUGCGGGCCCUGGAGCAAAGCUUCGAGGCGGAGCAGGUCAAGUGGGCAGACUUUCUGCACGCGUUAGAGGCAGUGCCUCCAAGGACCAGCCCGGAACUCCUAAAACUAUAUGAAGAUUACCUCAAACGGAAGUAG